Messenger RNA from Coffea arabica (coffee), 1096 nucleotides. Its product is annotated as small ribosomal subunit protein uS14m. Lineage: Eukaryota; Viridiplantae; Streptophyta; Magnoliopsida; Gentianales; Rubiaceae. Gene Ontology annotation, biological process: translation. Gene Ontology annotation, cellular component: small ribosomal subunit; ribosome. Gene Ontology annotation, molecular function: structural constituent of ribosome. The record is from RefSeq and is a predicted model, not a curated record.
GAUAGACGACUUCUAAAACAAAGAAGGUAUUUUUGUUGGCCCGCCGGGGCCUGGGAGGCGGGGAAAACGUUGAUCGGAGCGGCAUUCUGCCAAGAGAUGGAUAGACGGAAAAUGACCGUGCGGGUGGGCGCUGCUGCAUCUUAUUUUUCGUUUCUCCGACGACAGAUGGCAAUGGCGAGGAAUUUCAGUGUUUUGGCAGAGGAGAAGCGGUGUAUGAAAGAUCACAACCGCCGACUGAUGGCUGCUAAAUUCGAAGACAAGCGAAAGCUUUACAAAGCCCUCGUUAGAGAUCCUGAACUUCCAAACGAGCUCAAGGAGAAGCAUCGCUACAAGCUGGCCAAGUUGGCAUGAAACAGUGCCUUUGCCCGGAUUAGAAACCGAUGUAUUCUCACGGGUCGCCCACGUGCCGUUUAUCAGCUUUUUCGGACGUCUCGCAUAUGUUUCCGAGAAUUGGCAUCGCGGGGUGCUUUAAUGGGCAUUAAGAAAGCUUCUUGGUAGAACUUUUUUUUUUAAUCAUCCACUGGAGCGGUCAUCGGAACAAUGGUUGUUGACAGACAAGUUAAUUCCCAGAUGAUUGGAGCAACACAAAUACAAGAUGUUGAGAGCCAAGGACGUUGAAGAUACGUUUUUGACUGUUAACCAGAAAUAAGAAUGGGGUCAUUUGAAUGAUCUUGACUUGUAAUCAUGUUGGAUGCUGUUCUUGGCAGCUGUCUCUUCUGUUAAUAAUAACUAUUUUCUUAGGGGAUAAGAGUAUUUGUAUCCCAAUUUCCUCUUUUCUUCAUGCAUGGCUGGUCUUCUUCUAUUUCGUGGGGAAGCAUGUCAGCUAGUUGGAUGUCAAGAUCACAGAUGAACCCCUAUCGCUUUGGUAGGAACUAGGAUCUUGCUGCAAUAAUUAGGCAUGCCUAUUCUUUUGCUCAUAACUUUACAAAUGCACAAAUCUGUGAGGGUGCUUGUACUCCAUUUUAUACCCACUGGUGUGGUUAUGCUGAGAGAGGUGGUGAUGAUGCCGUUUUCAUGCCCCCGAGUGAACAAACGGUUUGAAAGACAUAUUAUUAUCAAUACGUUACGGAAUGACGAAAUGUUCUCAGGCAUUCUA